Molecule: messenger RNA, 2627 nt
Organism: Spodoptera litura
Lineage: Eukaryota; Metazoa; Arthropoda; Insecta; Lepidoptera; Noctuidae
Source: RefSeq, a predicted model, not a curated record
AUCGUAGUUGACUGACUGACACACUGGUGCUGUGAUUGACAAAUUAAAUUUUAAAAAAUAACACGUCAAAAUUUUAAAUUAAAAAAUUUCAACUUUAAAAUUUUAAAAAGUUCUGCUUUAUUUUUAAGUAGUGUAGUAGCGAUGUGUUUAAAAACUAUAGUAUUUUGUUUAUUAGUGAUUAUUUUAGUCGAGUUAGUAUCCUACACACAAGCUUUAGACGAUAAUGGUGAAGGAGUCUGUGUGGUUAAACUCAGUUCCCGACAACGAAGAAAAAAGCCGUACAACGUUGCCAUAAACAAGUGGUGUGGACGAAGGAAGUGUGUCGUCAAAAGAUAUAAAUAUGAGACAUAUCUGACUUGGACGAACCACACCGUCUGCUGCAACGGUUGGCAGCACGACAGCGAACAGGACAUCUGUGCUCCAAUCUGCAGCACGGGCUGCAAUGGAGGCAAGUGUGUCUCCCCCGACCAGUGCCAGUGUCUGUCCCCCGCCUACCUCGACCCCGAACGACCGAACACCUGCAUCACACCCGUCUGCAGUCCAACCUGCUUCAACUCCAUCUGCCACGUCAACAACACCUGCAUCUGCCAAGAAAACUAUACCCCCUACAACUCCACACACUGCUUUAAAUGCGAUGAGGGCUACACUGCAGAUGAGAACCUCAAUUGUGUCCCAGUUUGCGAUCAACCCUGUAUCAACUCUACGUGCACAGCUCCUAAUACAUGCACCUGUGCUGAUGGCUACCGAAAGAAGAACGAUUCAACCUGUGAACCGAUCUGUGACUGUGUCAAUGCGGACUGUGCUGGACCUCACACGUGCGCGUGCCAUAAAGGCUAUGUUCCCUUGAACAAGACAGUUUGUGUUCCUAAGUGUAACGGCUGUUCUCAUGGAGAAUGCGUAGCGCCUAACAAAUGUUCGUGUCACAAAGGUUACGCGAAAGUGAACGGUGUUUGCAAACCCCAGUGUACUAAAGCUUGUGUUAAUGGUUACUGUUCUGCACCAAACGUUUGUUCUUGCAAGAAGGGGUUCGUGUACAAUAACAGUAGUGCACAUGUCUGUGUGGCACCUUGUGAUGGAAGCUGCAAAGGAUACUGUGAUGACGAUAAAGGAUGUGUUCCAUGGAACUGCUCGACGCCAAUACCGGCAAAGGGGAAGCGACAACAAGUACAGAAAACUGUUUGCUGCCCCAACUACGAGUAUGACAGCGACCAGGACAAGUGUCUGCCGGUGUGCUACUCCCCCUGCAUCAACGGCACCUGUGUCGGUGUGAACGAGUGCGCCUGCACGCCGCCGCUCACGCUCUACAACAACACCGUGUGCAUCCCCUCCACCUGCGACAACUGCGAGCAUGGGGACUGCAUGGCACCCAACGACUGCCACUGCCACAAAAAUUAUCUCAAUUUAAAUGGCGCUUGUGUUCCAGUUUGCGACAAUAUCUGCGUCCACGGAAAAUGUGUAGAACCCAACAAAUGUAAAUGUAACGACGGCUACAGGCCCGAUCCAAACGACCCUUACAAUUGUAUCCCGAUCUGUGACCCCGCCUGUGUAAAUGGUACCUGUGUAGCACACAACAAGUGCAUCUGCGGAGUAGGAUAUGAGAAAACUAAAGCUAAUUGGAUGUGUAAGCCUGCAUGUGUUGGGUGCGAAUAUGGAGACUGCAUUUCGCCAAACAACUGUAUCUGCCACAGUGGAUAUGACCGUAUCGACCUGACCUGUAAGCCAAAGUGCAGCUCGUGCAGCAACGGUGACUGCGUAGCGCCUGAGGUAUGUCGGUGUCACGAGGGAUACAAACUCAUGGAUGGACGCUGUUCACCAAUAUGUUCACCACCCUGUAUUAACGGUGAAUGUUUGGCACCCAAUAAUUGCAGCUGCAAUGAUGGAUAUGAUAAUAGGUUCGGUGUUUGCGAACCUUACUGCUCGAAAGUCUGUGUUAAUGGGCACUGCUCAGCACCCAACUUCUGCACAUGUAACGUUGGUUAUGUGCAUGAUGUAACAGAUUACAGUCUUUGCAUCAAGCCUUGCAUUCAGCCUUGUAAAAAUGGCCGCUGCUCUCCGUUCUCUGGAGAGUGCCAGUGUGACAUCGACUUUGAGUACGAUAACGAUACAGAGAGUUGCAUACCUAUGAAACCAGUUCCAUGUGAGGACUGCGAGGGUAAAUGCGACAAUGUGACGAAAGAGUGCCGGUGCUUGAACGUGAGACCAUGUUUCUUCAAAAGUGAUGAUUUGGAGGUACCGGCAGAGGUGGUAGCAUCCGACGAAGUUAAAAUGGCCGGUAUGAAUAUGACUCUGAUGGCGAUCGGUGGAGCUUGUCUGCUACUCCUCAUUCUGGUCGUGGUAGUGAUGCAGAGACUUUGGUAUAAGAGGAACGACUAUACGGCCAGCAAGCCUACACACGAGAAUUCUGGCUUAGGCAGUGUGGUCUACACUGUUCCUAAUACGCUGAUCAAUCAGAGAGCUAGUGGUGGACCCAUGGAUGAAGAUUCUGGUGAUGAAAAUGAAACGACGGACGGAUUAAUACGACAAAAUACUCGACUAAGUUAGACUGUAAUGAAUGUACCUGUAAUCGAAGUCUUCGGUGCUUUUAGUAUAGAUAAUUAAUUAUAAGACAUAAAACCAGUUUUUGAUAA